Gongylonema pulchrum is the source of this 294-nucleotide messenger RNA. The record is from the annotation of a GenBank genome assembly. NCBI's taxonomy places the organism in Eukaryota, Metazoa, Nematoda, Chromadorea, Rhabditida, Gongylonematidae.
UGCGAUAUGCACCCAAGCUCAUCGCGUCAGCAGAUGCCCGUGGCGCAGCCACUUUUUCCAUCAUCGCUUCUCUCCGUGGUACCGACAAUCAUCGAGAUGCUUGACGAUGUGCAGUUGGACAGUAAAGGGAAGUCAGUGAGUGAUAUUGCCAAGAAGAUUAUCUGGUCGUGCAUCGUUGAAGACCCUGCGCUCUUUCUGCGCCAUUUUUUGGAAAAAUUAACGAAUCGGGACCGUCAGGCAAGUUUGAGUUUCUCAACUAAUUUUUUGGAAAAGAAAUUCAGAAUGUGCUAUUAA